GUUUAAAAGAACCACGUAGUUUUUCGGCAAUGGCUUUAUCUGUUACGGUAGAAGAUGAAGAAAGUUUACGACAGCAAUGUGAAAAUGCCUCCUUAGAAGACACAUCACAAACUACUAAGAAAAUGGAGCAAAAAGCAGUCCUACCACCCAUUAAACUAGGUAUGUCUUUUAGUGAUUGGAAGCAAAUGAAAGAAGCAGGCGAAGAUAACAAUUCAAGAUCCGCAAAAGUUGUAAAGCCAACUGGUCUACUUAGGCAAAAUCGACACAAUAACAACUCGUCAUCUGAACAUAGUCAACAAAGACGACCACAACAACAAAAUUUACCUAAUUUUAAUGCAUUCCCUAAACGUCAAAACCAAAGAAGUGACCGCAACUUCUUUCAAGAUCCCAUGAUACCACCAAUAAUGUCGCCAUCGUCUUAUGAUGAUCAUCAAUGGUCGUCUGGACCUCUAAUGCAGCCCAUGUUUCCACCAAUGCCUCGAAUGCCACGGUUAAAUCAAUAUAGUAUACGUAUAAACCAAUCUGGACAAUAUAAUAACCGAUUCCCUUUGGAAAUUCGUACAUUGACGCGUGUUAAACCGAAAUCCGGGCAAAUGAAUUCAACUGCGUCCCAGAAAGAACAAAAGCCUAAUAGUAUAAAAACAGCCACCACUGCGGACACAAAAAUAUCAAUCCAAGAAAAUAGAACUCAACCGCAAAUUUAUGUUCAACGACCCCGUAAUGCUAUGAAUAAAAAUGAUAAGCUUAAAUCCAACUGGAUAAUAAAACCUCAAGCACCACCACCUAUGCAAGCAAAUACGCCGGAAUUACGAGAAGAAAAGCAACGUAUGUGGCGAGAAUACCGUCAAGCUAUGAAGCCAUUUAAAAAUCGCGAAUUUUCAAAUGCCAAAAGGGUUGUGCAGCGGCUGGGUAAAAAGAACUAUGAAGAAUUGGAUGAAAAGGAUCGUUCACGUCUAGACCGAGCCUGGGAAGCUGUAAAUGCACAUAAGGACAUGUUAAAUGCACGAGUGGAACAACGAUCGACUCGAAUCGAACAACAAUUAAAAACUGGAACAACUGAAACCAGCAAUGGACCGACCACAAAUGGAGUCGAACCACUAACAAGUUGGCACUUAAAUACUUCAUCAUAUACCACUAUUUGGAACAGUGGUGGUACACAAAACGCUCCUCAUUCGUUUCGUCAUGUGCCCCUAAUGGGAAGCUUCGUACCUGCACAUUUGUGGAACACGACGCCAGUUUUAACAAAUCCGAGAUCUUAAGCAAAAACAUAUUUUUGGAAACUUACAGAUAUAAGUUAGUUUUUAAGGUAUUAGGUAAAAUUUGUUAGAUCGUUGCCAGAAUGAUAAUAAAUUGGCUUCGAAGUAUGAUUUAUGCAAUCAGAACUUUUUUUAUGAAGCAAAAAGCUUA
Anastrepha obliqua is the source of this 1407-nucleotide messenger RNA. RefSeq lists its product as uncharacterized. The transcript has a single exon. The record is from RefSeq and is a predicted model, not a curated record. Lineage: Eukaryota; Metazoa; Arthropoda; Insecta; Diptera; Tephritidae. The coding region runs from base 30 to 1259 and encodes 409 amino acids.